Diaporthe batatas is the source of this 381-nucleotide messenger RNA. RefSeq lists its product as uncharacterized. Lineage: Eukaryota; Fungi; Ascomycota; Sordariomycetes; Diaporthales; Diaporthaceae. Gene Ontology annotation, biological process: regulation of transcription by RNA polymerase II. Gene Ontology annotation, molecular function: DNA-binding transcription factor activity, RNA polymerase II-specific; protein dimerization activity; RNA polymerase II cis-regulatory region sequence-specific DNA binding. The coding region runs from base 1 to 381 and encodes 126 amino acids. The record is from RefSeq and is a predicted model, not a curated record. The transcript has 3 exons.
AUGUCUUCUCCCGACAAGUCAUCCCCACGCGACGGCGCCAACGGCCAAGAGGAGAAGCCCCGGCUGACAGAAGAACAGAAGCGUCAGAAUCACAUCUCCUCGGAACAAAAACGGAGGCAGGCCAUCCGCGAUGGCUUUGACAAAAUGGCAUCCAUCGUCCCGGGUCUAGAAGGCCAGGGCCGCUCCGAGGGCCACGUCCUGAAUGUCUCAGUGCAGUUCAUACUGGAGCAGAUCCAGGAGCGCCGACGCCUCGUCGAGCAGGUCGAGGCGAGAGGGGGUGUAGUCUCUGACGAACUGAAAGCCCCGCUCAACGUGGACUUGAGCAAGGUGAACCUCGAACAUCUACAACGUAAUGGCAGCGCAGGCGGCCCAGGAUUAUGA